Fusarium fujikuroi IMI 58289 is the source of this 1434-nucleotide messenger RNA. Its product is annotated as related to hard surface induced protein 3 (chip3). The coding region runs from base 1 to 1434 and encodes 477 amino acids. The record is from RefSeq and is a predicted model, not a curated record. Gene Ontology annotation, cellular component: membrane. Gene Ontology annotation, biological process: polysaccharide biosynthetic process. The transcript has a single exon. Lineage: Eukaryota; Fungi; Ascomycota; Sordariomycetes; Hypocreales; Nectriaceae. Gene Ontology annotation, molecular function: acyltransferase activity, transferring groups other than amino-acyl groups.
AUGGCAGGUGGGAUUUUGCUCGGCGAGCAAGAGCCCAAACCAACGACAACAUCUCUCAAAAACCAUGAUAAACUGUCUUCUCUGGUCUCUCAAGCUCGAAGCAUUGGCCUCUUCCUGCUGCCAAGCUUCAUAUCCCAAGGCCCAGCCCCAAAAGAAUGUCCCCAGGCGCGAUCGUCUUCCUCUCCAACAUUGUAUCUGGACGGACUUCGUGGACUCUUCUCCUUUCUCGUCUUCCUUCGCCACUUUCUCCUGCCAUGGGAAGAAGGCCUCGACACUGGUUUUGGUCAAAAUGGCAAUAUGGCAUUCAUCAAACUUCCCAUCAUUAGACUUGUCUAUGCUGGACCUACUGUACCCAUAUUCUUCAUCGUCUCGGGAUUUGUACUCGCCUACAAGCCACUGAAACUCAUCCACAAGAAAGACUACGACGCUCUUGGGCUGUACACCAUGUCUUCAGUGCUGCGUCGGCCAUUUCGACUGUUUUUGCCUCCUUUGGUCUCAACAUUCAUUGUAGCCACUACAGUGAGUGCGGGACUUUACACUGCUCCAUAUCAGGAUAUGCCGGGUUGGGUGCCCAGACAUCCCGAGCGCCUUGGAUCAUUAUGGGCACAGAUUGGGGACUGGAUACGAUUUGUGGUAGUCGACCUGACCCAUCCGUGGAGUUGGAAGUCCCCGAUGUCUGAAUAUGAUAGUCAUCUAUGGACGAUUCCAAUCCAGUUUCGCGCCUCCAUGAUUGUCUAUCUCACACUUCUCGCCUUAGCAAGAGCCCGUGUCUGGGUUCGAGGGACAACAAUCUUCUUCUUGUGUCUGUAUGCGCUGCAGCAAGGAAGAUGGGAAAUGUAUCUGUUCUUCGCUGGGGUAUUUCUCUCCGAGAGGAGCCUCAAGAGUCAUGAUAGUUCUGAAGCUCAACCCAGUGAUGGCGGCGAAUCUGCUACAAGUCGAAGUCCAUUACGGUCCUCACUUUGGCCAGGAAUCAUCCACAGAUUUUUGUUUCUUCUCGGACUAUACUUGAGCUCAUACCCCCGAGCCAGAAAUGCGGGAUUCUCUACACCCGGUUACUUAUUGCUAUCAUCACUGACAGAUCGAUACAUCUAUUGGCAAUCUUAUGGCGCGACCCUGAUCUGCUGGUCUUUGAGUAGAGAUAGAUUGCUCCAGAAACCUUUCACAUCACGCCCGCUUCGAUACUUGGCGAAGAUCUCAUUUACAUUGUAUCUAGUUCAUGGCCCUGUUUUGCAUCUCUUUGGGUAUUCUAUGGUACCUGCUUUCCAGGGCUUGACAGGCAGCUCUACUGAGUGGCAAUAUGAGUCAGGGCUACUGCUAGCCCUCGCAGUGUUGGCCCCUGUGGUUGUUUGGAUUGCAGACGUAUUUUGGAGAGCGGUAGAUAAGCCUUGUUCUGUCUUGGUUGUUCGUACUAUAGAGCCUUUCUUUAUCGACUAG